CCGCCACGGCAGCGGCAGCGGCAGCGGCGAUGGCGGGCAGGAGCGGAGGACGAUCGAUCUGGAGGAGGGAUGGGGCCUUCAUGCAGAAGGGCAUCACCAAGCUGAAGAACAUCCUCGAGGGCAAGCCCGAGCCGCAGUUCAGCUCCGAGGACUACAUGAUGCUCUACACGACGAUAUACAACAUGUGCACGCAGAAGCCGCCGCACGACUAUUCGCAGCAGCUCUACUACGACAAGUACCGCGAGUCCUUCGAGGAGUACAUCACCUCCAUGGUGAGCCGCCUGUUGAUUUCCCCCUUGCUCUUGUGA
Molecule: messenger RNA, 308 nt
Organism: Panicum virgatum (switchgrass)
Lineage: Eukaryota; Viridiplantae; Streptophyta; Magnoliopsida; Poales; Poaceae
Product: cullin-1-like
Exons: 2
Coding region: 30-308 (92 amino acids)
Biological process (GO): protein ubiquitination
Cellular component (GO): cullin-RING ubiquitin ligase complex
Molecular function (GO): ubiquitin protein ligase binding
Source: RefSeq, a predicted model, not a curated record